GCAUGCCAGGCCUUGAGUGGCGCUCAGGCUGGCUCGCGCGUGGGCGCGAAGGCUGGGCUGUGGUCGCCCCUUUGUGCUGCUGCUGACGGUGCCCGCCGCCCUCCCGAGCGAGCCAAGCUGAGGGAAGCAGCGCAGUGGAGGCGGGUCGAGAGCGCGGGGCCUGGUGGUGGCAGCCGUGGAACCGAGCACGACGGCCUGCGAGAAGCUGCGGGGAAGAGGGACACUCAUUCCUUGCCAGCCGCGCAGAGCCCUCGUUUGCGCAGCUCCGUACCGGACACCGGGCCUGCUCUCUGCACGGAGAUCCGUGCAAGCCAACCCAUUCCCAGGCCAGAGCCACCUGCCCCACUUCUGCGCGCAGGCCACCAGCAGCUGCGGUCCAGUGUAGAGAAACUCUGGGCACGCGACUGCCGGUCCAGUCCUGUUUUGUUUUUUCUUGAGAGGAGCAGCCUGUUGCCCACCGCACCACCGAGCUCCAGGCUCUGCUUUCUGGGCCCCGGGCGCCACCGGCACUGCUACCCGAGAUGUGAACAGAGGCCUGAGUCAAGAACAAAGAAGGAGGGUGAAGCCAACUCUGCAAGUCUCCUUGGGGACACACUUCUUUCUGGACCAGUUGGCUGCAAGUCCCCGUGCCAGGCCAUGCUGACCUCACUGGACAGCCAUGUCUGCCACUCACAGCUGUCCUGUGAGACUUACCAAGCUUUACCAUUCUUACAGCAACUCGGAGUGGCUUCUGGGAACAUCAGGGAUUCUCCCUAAGGAACAGUCCUGUUUUACUUUCCUUUAUUAAAAAAUGAAAAAGAAUUAGGACAGAACAGCCCCAACUCACGCAGUAUGUAUACUGUAACCUGUGAUUUGCUUUGCAGGCUAUCCCAUAGGCCUGUAAUUGCCAAGAAUGUGGCUGAAUUAUAGAGCAGAUGUCAAGCCUAAAGCAGGGACCAUCAGAACAAAAAAUAGUACAUGAGGGAGUGAAGCAAGCCAGGAGUUGCUCUUGUCGUGUGUUUUGUGUUUUUCUUCCCACAGACCCAAAGCUGCUAGGAAGGUAGUUUUGAAUGGAUACAUUUGACCUCUGAUUGCUGCUCCCACCCCUCAUGGCCUCACUCUGUAGUACCCUUGUGUGUCCAAACAGUGGAUGGACCCAGGGGCCUUGGAGAGAAGAGGGUUUUGAUGACCAGCUCUCCUAGCUCAUAGUUUCUUGAUCUUGAGCAAACCACAUUACGUCUCUGAGCCCUGGUGUCCUUAUCUAACAAUGUCAAGGUCAGAGGAAUGCCCUCCUUCUGAGUUCACAGUGCAAUUCAGGAACUGCGGAUGUAGCUUGGUGAUAGUGUGUCUGCCUACCAUGUACAGGCCCUAGGUUCUUUCCAAGCAUUGCAAACAAAUCAUAUCAAAUGACAUGAAGUUUGUAAAAAUUU
This is a messenger RNA of Chinchilla lanigera (long-tailed chinchilla), 1409 nucleotides long. RefSeq lists its product as uncharacterized. NCBI's taxonomy places the organism in Eukaryota, Metazoa, Chordata, Mammalia, Rodentia, Chinchillidae. The record is from RefSeq and is a predicted model, not a curated record.